Striga asiatica is the source of this 348-nucleotide messenger RNA. Lineage: Eukaryota; Viridiplantae; Streptophyta; Magnoliopsida; Lamiales; Orobanchaceae. The record is from the annotation of a GenBank genome assembly.
GAUACCCCUGUCGAUGCAAAAGGAGUCGGGCGAAAGAUCCUCGGCCAGGUCUACGAGAUCUACAAAACCGAGCUUGCCGGCAAAAGAUUCGCAUACGAUGGUGAGAAAAGAUUGUUCAGUGUGGGUCCUCUGCCUCACAACAAGCUCGAAUUUACUGUGGUCAUGUCCGAAGUGGGUACUGGGAAUCGUAGUCCGGAAGCUGAUGGUAGCCCAAGUGAAAGUGAUCGUAAGAGAUCAAGAAGGCGGCCUCAUACCAAAACAUACAAAGUGGCCACUAACUUUGAUGCCAAAAUCCCAAUGUCUGCAAUAGCAAACGCUCUUAGUGGCCAUGAGACCAAACAUUUUUAA